Molecule: messenger RNA, 2063 nt
Organism: Asterias rubens (European starfish)
Lineage: Eukaryota; Metazoa; Echinodermata; Asteroidea; Forcipulatida; Asteriidae
Product: carbonic anhydrase-related protein-like
Exons: 9
Coding region: 146-1042 (298 amino acids)
Molecular function (GO): carbonate dehydratase activity; zinc ion binding
Source: RefSeq, a predicted model, not a curated record
CGCAUCGUCAUCUUACGCAGUGUGCAUCUCACUGGCAGUCACACACACCAUCCGCCUACGUAUAGUCCUAAAUUUACUGGAUUUUCCCGGGCUUUUUUUCCCCGUCUCGCUUAAAACAAAAGCUCACUCAUUACACGUGGUCAAAAUGCAUACUAUGUCUGCUGUUGACAAGGAGAUAGAGGCCGAAGGCGCUGAUUGGCGAUACAUCAACGACGGCACAGCAGAAUGGGGCCUCCAUUUUCCCGAAGCUCGCGGCGACUGCCAGUCCCCAAUCAACAUCAACUCCCGUCAGUCAGUUUACGACAGCGCCCUCAAUCAGCCCAGCUUGAAUGCAGACUACGCUCUGUGCCGUGAAUGUGAGAUGAUCAAUACUGGAAACACAGUGCAGAUCAGUGUCAAAUACAAGCCAGAUGGAGUCAUGGCAGGCCUAGGCAAAUCCGAACCACCGCCAAGAUCAGUCUUAACAGGAGGUCCUUUGGCACCAGACUCAGCGUACGAGUUGGCCGAGUUUACGUUCCACUGGGGCCGAGAAGACGACAGGGGCUCUGAACACACAGUGAACGGCAAGGCAUACCCCAUGGAGCUUCAUCUGAUUCACUGGAACAGUCGCCUGUAUGACACCGUGGAGGAGGCCAUGGGUCGAGAUGACGGUAUAGCUAUUAUCGCUCUCUUCAUACAGGUUGGCCGGGAGCACGUCGGUUUACGAACUUUAACGGACUAUCUUGAAACAGUGCAAUGCAAGGGCAAGAGCUUGUCAGUGACUACGCCAUUCCACCCGAUCUGCCUGCUCCCCGAUCCCAUGCUUCGAGAUUUCUGGUCCUACAAAGGUUCGUUGACGACUCCACCUUGUAACGAGAAAGUCACAUGGAUAUUGUUUAGAUACCCACUCACGAUCUCUCAUACUCAGAUGGAGGAGUUCCGAAGACUGAAGAAUUAUCCGAAAGGAGCACACCCAGCCGCCGAUGACGAUGGGUUCUUAGUGGAUAAUUUCCGGCCCACUCAGCCCCUCAACGAUCGCGUAGUCCGAGCAUCGUUCCAAUGAGAAGGUUAUGAAAUCAAAACACCUACAAAAUAACAACUGAAUUUGGUAUAAUUAUUGCAAUGAUUAAUGUAAUAUAUACCCCAAUUCGGGUUUAGGAUGACUGUGCCACUAUGAACAACUGCAAUGCUGUAUAUAUUUAUUGGACUUUGUUUGAAGAAGAAAACAAAAUGAACAACACUAAAUCGAGCUUCGUUCCAAAGAGUAAAAAAUGAGAAACAAAACACCGAACAGUAAAAUUUAGUGAUAUUAUAAUUUUGCAAUGAUUAAUGUAAUUUUCAAUCCCGAUCGGGUUUAAUUUAAUGAUGACAGUAUAGGAACAACUACAAUAUAUAACACAGUAUUUAUUGGUACUUUAUUUGUUUCACCACAAAACAUGAACCAAAUGUCACGAGAACAAUGUACAAGUCGAGCAAAGCGAGAUAAUUACAACAAGAGGAAUUGUUAUUUAAUAUCAUUAGAAUUCACGUUAUUUUUUUGUAAUUUUUUGUUUGCGUCGUGUUGUGCACAGAUAGUGGCACAAAAUUACCACCCGAAUUGCCAUAACGACGUUUCUGGUCACCACAAGUGGUGGAAUUAUGCCUAUCUUAGUCGAUCAAAAUGUGAAUUUUUUUAUUUAUAUAUUGGCGCUAAAUUAUAUUGGCAUGAAUUUACCAUCAAAAUCGCCAUUACGAUAUUUCUGAUUUGCAUGCCUUAUGUUGUUGUGAUGUUACCGGUAUACAAAGUGACGCCGUGAGUUCAUUUUCUACCUUUUGGGGUGUAUUAAUAAUUGCUGCUUAAACUCACCUAUGAAGUACUUAUUGAAAUAUUUGGAAGUUGUAUUUUUACCACUAUGUGCACUUUUAAAGAGCUUCUCUUGAUAAAAUGUUCGUAUCCUCAAUUGAUGAACAACUAUGUAUAUAAGAGCUAGAUUAAAAAAGGGUUUUUAAAAAUCCUGAACUGCAAUGUUUAGUCAGUAUUGUGUAAACAGAGGUAUGUGUUGUUUGCUAAUAAAUAUUUGUGUCACAAUCUGUUGCCACUUAAA